Athalia rosae (coleseed sawfly) is the source of this 2020-nucleotide messenger RNA. It is a transcript of the gene TfIIB, whose product is annotated as transcription initiation factor IIB. Gene Ontology annotation, biological process: transcription preinitiation complex assembly; transcription initiation at RNA polymerase II promoter. The coding region runs from base 141 to 1088 and encodes 315 amino acids. Gene Ontology annotation, molecular function: RNA polymerase II general transcription initiation factor activity; TBP-class protein binding. The transcript is spliced from 5 exons. Gene Ontology annotation, cellular component: nucleus; transcription preinitiation complex. NCBI's taxonomy places the organism in Eukaryota, Metazoa, Arthropoda, Insecta, Hymenoptera, Athaliidae. The record is from RefSeq and is a predicted model, not a curated record.
GCUAGUCGCAAGUCGAAACCCAGUGUGGUGUAAAUCAAAAGAUCAAAAGUAAAUCAAAAGUCGUACAGGUGUAACUUAUAACUACGACGAGUUUUGUAUUUUUAUGCACAUACGACACUUAAGAGAUAACCAGAUGAAAUAUGGCCAGUUCAUCAAGAAAUGAUACAAACAAAGUCUGCUGUUACGCACAUCCAGAUGCUCCUCUGAUCGAGGACUACCGUGCCGGAGACCAAAUUUGUUCAGAAUGUGGCUUGGUUGUUGGGGACAGAGUAAUCGAUGUUGGCUCAGAGUGGCGGACGUUCAGCAACGAAAAGGCAGGUGUUGAUCCUUCUCGUGUUGGUGGCCCAGAAAAUCCAUUACUCAAUGGUUCGGACUUAUCCACGAUGAUUGGCCCUGGGACUGGAGCUGCUUCGUUUGACGCUUUUGGAGCCUCUAAAUAUCAGAAUCGGCGCACAAUGAGCAGCUCGGACAGAGCAUUAAUAAAUGCUUUCCGUGAAAUAAAUGGUAUGGCAGACCGAAUAAAUCUGCCAAAAACAAUAGUCGACCGAGCAAACAAUCUCUUCAAACAAGUACACGAUGGAAAGAAUUUGAAAGGCAGAUCGAAUGAUGCGAUUGCAUCCGCUUGUCUGUACAUUGCUUGCAGACAGGAAGGUGUACCGAGAACUUUCAAAGAGAUUUGUGCAGUCAGUAAAAUCAGCAAGAAAGAAAUUGGAAGAUGUUUUAAGCUGAUCUUGAAGGCCUUAGAGACCAGUGUUGAUCUCAUCACAACUGGCGAUUUCAUGUCCAGAUUCUGCUCCAAUCUGGGACUGCCAAACAUGGUACAAAGGGCAGCAACACACAUCGCUAGAAAAGCAGUUGAAAUUGAUAUCGUGCCCGGAAGAUCACCCAUAUCAGUUGCUGCAGCAGCUAUUUACAUGGCUUCUCAGGCUUCAGAAGAUAAAAAAUCGCAAAAAGAAAUAGGAGACAUUGCAGGUGUAGCCGAUGUAACGAUCAGACAAUCAUAUAAACUGAUGUAUCACCAUGCUAUAAAACUUUUCCCAGAAGAUUUCAAAUUUGCUACACCCAUCGAACAUUUGCCUCAGAUGUAAAUUAGAUUCUACCUUUAACCUUGGUGAGUAUUUGAGUUACUCUGCGAUGAUCCUUCGUUUGAUAUACUGUGUAUUCCUAGAUUUAUUCAUCAUUUCGUAGCAUUAUUAAAUCGUAUUCUCAGUUUACAUUCCCAUGGUGGCGCAUCAAUCUUGAGGACUCAGUUAUCGAUAUGUCAGAUUUUUUUAGAGCUACAUGUCCGUUAUUUUAAUUUUAGUUUUAUAAUUCCUCGAAGAUCUUGAUCACAUUUUUUUUUCACCAUUUGAAUUUACAAUUUCGUCUUUUACUGGUUCAAACCCAGAAGCAUGUAAUAUUUCUGUUUUAUUCCCGGAACUACGAACCUCAGCACUGUAACUUUUGCUACCAAAUUAUCCACAGCCUUGGAAUAUUUGAUUGUCAGUCCUUUUAUGCAUCAAUUUAAAUUCAUCUUGAUCUUUCAUGACUCUUAUAAUUCGUAUUCGGUGAUGUAUGUUGUUAAAUAGUUCAUUAUCUGUGAGUAUCCCAAAGCUAAAUCAGCUAGUACUUGAUGUUUGGCAAGAUUAAUUGAACGUAGUCGCUAAGACUUUUCAAACCUAGCCGCAGGUAACUACGACAAUAAAAUAUUAGACUGUACAAUUGGAGAAGAUAUGUUUCUUAAACCAUGUCACUGCAUCGUUUACCAUGAAAAGCCAUAGUGGCUUGGUAAUUACGUGAAUAUCACAAAAUGUCUAUUCAGCAAGUCCAAAAUUUACCUUAAUUUAAAAGUCUUCAGACGAGACGAAUUACACAUUAACAUCCAUUAUGCGUAACCACUAUACAGCGUUCACUAAUUGUUCUUGAAUUAUACAUAUUCCACAAUGCCUUUGUAAGUAUCGGACAUACAUAUAUAUAUACACAUAUUUAUAUAUAUUAUAUAUAUAUAUAUGAUGUAAAAGGAUUAAACUCUUGUAAAAUA